This is a messenger RNA of Cicer arietinum (chickpea), 1929 nucleotides long. Its product is annotated as regulator of G-protein signaling 1. The record is from RefSeq and is a predicted model, not a curated record. Lineage: Eukaryota; Viridiplantae; Streptophyta; Magnoliopsida; Fabales; Fabaceae.
GUAUUACUAUUACUAUAUUAUAAGAAAAUUAUUAGGCAGAAAAAAAAGUGCGAAAAAGCACGUGGAAGUGUUGUUGACUGGGAAGAACAGAACAACAUUCAAUGCAACCUGAACUGAAAAUCACUGAACACUGAAUCUGUACCUCAAAUGAUAACAAAAUGCCCAACUGUGCCGUCCAAGGAGGUUGUCCCACAGACUAUGCAGCCGUUUCCAUAUCCAUCAUCUCCUUCAUUCUGCUUCUUGUAUGGUCAAUAUUUCCCUUCAUAGUUCACAAGGUUCCUCGUACUAAAGGCAGUGGUUUCUGGAUACCUGUAAUUCAAGUUGUUGCUAGCUUCAUUAUUCUUCUAUCAAUUAUGAUGUCGAACAAUUUCUUGAAAUUUGAAAAGAGGUAUUGGUGGCAGUCAUGCUACUUGUGGGCAGUCUGGGGUGAAGGUCCACUAGGUUUUGGUUUGCUGUUGAGUUGUCGCAUAACACAAGCGUUUCAGUUAUAUUUUAUCUUUGUCAAGAGGCGUUUACCACUGAUCAGAUCUUUCUUUUUAAUUCCGCUUAUUCUAUUUCCCUGGAUUGUUGGUGCUGCUAUUAUUCAUAUCAAAAAGCCUCUUAGCAAUCGCUGCCACAUGUCGGUUCAGUGGACCGUACCAGUCGUUUGCCUUCAUUCAUUGUAUGUUGCCACUUUGGUUGGGGUAACCGCAGCUGUUCAUCAUAUAGAGUUCAGGUUUGAUGAACUCAGAGACCUCUGGCGGGGAAUACUUGUAUCAUCCGUAUCCAUUGUUGCAUGGGUUACUGCUUACAUACUGAAUGAAAUUCACGACAAUAUAUCAUGGCUUCAAGUUUCCUCCAGAUUUCUUCUUUUAGUUUUGGCUAGCAUACUUGUGCUGGCUUUCUUUUCGAUAUCAAGUUCACAACCACUGCUCUCGCAAAUCAGCUUGAGGAGAAGAGAAUCCAGAGAAUUUCGCACAAUGGGCCAGGCUUUAGGCAUACCUGAUAGUGGGGUAUUAGUACAAAGUGAACCAAAUUCAAGGAUAGAUCCUAAUGAACCAUUGGAUAAGCUUCUCUUGAAUAAGAAAUUCAGGCAGUCUUUUAUGGCAUUUGCUGAUAGUUGCUUGGCUGGGGAGAGUGUGCACUUCUUUGAUGAAGUGCACGAGCUAAGUAAAAUAUCCGAAAUUGACUGUGUGAGAAGAAUCUAUAUGGCACGGCAUAUUAUUGAGAAGUACAUUGCUGCAGGUGCAGCUAUGGAGAUAAACAUCUCUUACAGAAGCAAACAAGAAAUUUUGUCAACUUCUGACCUCGCACGCGCUGAUCUCUUUCAUAAUGCACUUAAUGAGAUCGUGCAGCUGAUGAAAAUGAACUUGGCAAAAGAUUAUUGGUCAUCAAUGUUCUUCCUAAAGUUCCAAGAGGAAUCUGAUAUGAGAUGCAAUGGCUAUGAGCUUGAGCAAAUAACAGGGUGGAACUAUUCUCCAAGGUUGAGUUCUGUUCACGGUACAGACGACCCUUUUCACCAGGAUCAUCUUCUGAAGAACUCAGAAUGCGGCAAUGAUACUGAUUCGUGACUUGGUAAUGCUUAUCGGCUUGCAAAACCAGAUUUAUUACUGAUAUACUUUUUUCCUACUUCAUAUAUAGUUUUUGUCCACAAGUGAGAAGGUGUAUGUAGUAAAAAAGCAAUUGUCUUUUUCUUUACCAACUGUAUAGUUAGGCUAGGAUCGUAUACAUCUUGGCGUUGUUUCUUACACUGAUAGUCUGGUAUUGAUUUGAUUUGAACUUACUCUAACCACGUCUUAGGUCUAGCAUUUUAAGUAUACACAAGAGAUCCUGUUGUACUUCUAUCAUCAAAUGCAGCUAGCUAACAACGUCUUUGUGACAGUAUAUUAUAAACGUAAAAUGUUUAUUACAAUGUUACGGUGUUAAUUUCUGUUAAUUUUGUUAGGAUUA